Hypanus sabinus (Atlantic stingray) is the source of this 2140-nucleotide messenger RNA. RefSeq names its product TP53 regulating kinase (gene tp53rk). The record is from RefSeq and is a predicted model, not a curated record. The transcript has 3 exons. Bases 202 to 933 code for a protein of 243 amino acids. Gene Ontology annotation, cellular component: EKC/KEOPS complex; nucleus; cytosol. Gene Ontology annotation, biological process: protein phosphorylation. Gene Ontology annotation, molecular function: protein serine/threonine kinase activity; ATP binding. Lineage: Eukaryota; Metazoa; Chordata; Chondrichthyes; Myliobatiformes; Dasyatidae.
AAAUUGGCGAUCGAAGGGAAACAGACAUUUGGAGGGGGCCACAAAUCGCAGAUGUUGAAAAUCCGAAGCAACAUACACCGAAUGCUGGGGAAACUCAGAUGAAGGAUCUCGGCUCGAAAUGUCGACGUCUUUUCCUAGGAUGCUGCCUGGCCUGCUGAGUUCCUCCAGCAGUUCGUGUGUUUUUCUUGCACAUCCUACACUAUGACGACAGAAACUCUGAAGCAGGAUGACCUGGGGACAAUCGCAAAGCUCCGUGUCAAAAAUUUUCUUCAGAAUUUCCAGAUGAUCAAGCAAGGUGCUGAAUCCAAGAUCUACAGGGGAAGUUUCCUUGGAAAGCCAACUGUUGUGAAGGAACGGUUCCCCAAAUCUUACCGUCACUCUGCUCUGGACAAGAAACUCACACAUCGCAGGACUGCUCAAGAAGUACGAUCUAUCCUCAGGUGCAGGAAAGCUGGUAUUGCAACCCCUGUGGUAUAUUUUGUGGACUACAAUUCAAGUUGCAUCUACCUCGAAGAUUUAGUGGGAGCUUUUACUGUUCGUGACUAUAUCACUUCAGUUCAGAAGUCUCAACAGGAUUCAGAAAAGCUGUUUCCCUUGGCUGAAAGAAUUGGGCAUAUCCUUGCAAAAAUGCACGAUGAGGAUGUCAUUCACGGGGACCUCACUACCUCGAACAUGAUGAUACGCCAGCCUGAGGAAGAGUUGAGAUUGGUACUAAUCGAUUUUGGCUUGAGUUUUAUCUCUGCUCUGCCUGAGGAUAAAGGUGUUGACCUUUAUGUCCUGGAGAAAGCUUUUCUGAGCAGCCACCCCAACACAGAAAGUGUUUUCAAAGUCUUCCUGAAGAGCUACACAAACACAUCGAAAAAAUCAGCUCCUGUCAUAAAAAAGCUUGAUGAAGUUAGACAGAGAGGAAGGAAGAGGUCAAUGGUUGGAUAAUGAAAAUCAAAGUAAAUUUAUUAUCAGCAUACAUAUACGUCACCAUAUACAACCCUGAGAUACGUUUUCUUGCAGGGUAUACACAAUAAAUCCAAGAAACACAAUAGAACCAAUGGAAGACAGCACCCAAAAGGACAGACAACAAACUCUGUACAAUACAAAAGAAAAAAAAAUAAAAGCAAUAAAAAAACGAGAACAUGAAAUGAAGAGUCCUUCAAAGUGAGUCCAUAGAUUGUGGGAAGAGUUCACUGAAGGGGCAAGUGAGGUUAUCCCUUCUAGUUCAAGAGCCUGAUGGUUGGGGGGUAAUAACUGUUCCUAAACUUGGUGGUGUGGGUCCUGAAGUUCCUGUACCUCCUUCCUGAUGGUUGAGGGGGUAAUAACUGUUCCUAAACCUGGUGGUGUGGGUCCUGAGGUUCCUGUACCUCCUUUGUGAUGGCAGCAAAGAGAAGAGAGGAUAACCUGGGUGGUGGGGACCCUUGAUGAAUGCUGCUUUCCUGUAACAGCGCUCCAUCUAGAUGAGCUUAAUGGUGGGGGAGGGCUUUUCAUGCGAUGGACUGCACCAUAUCCACGCUUUUUGUAGGAUUUUCCGUUCAAGGGCAUUGGUGUUUCCAUACCAGGCCAUGAUGCAACCAGUCAGUAUUCUUUCCACCUUAUAUCUAUAGAAGUUUGUCAAGGUUUUAGACGUCAUGUCAUAUCUUGGCAGACUUCUAAGGAAGUAGAUGCACUGCCAUGCUUCCUUCAUAAUUAUACUUGUCUUCUAGGCCCAGGGCAGAUCCUCUGAAAUGAUAACACCAAGGACCGUCUCCACCUCUGAUUCCCCAAUGAGGUAUGGUUCCUGGACCACUGGUUUCCUCCUCCUGAAGUCAAUAAUCACCUCCUUUUUCUUGCUGACAUUGAGUGAGAGAUUGUUGUGUGGCGCCACUCUGCCAGAUUUUCAAUCUCCCUCCUAUAUGUUGAUUCAUCACCACCGUUGAUUCAGCCAACAACGGUUGCAUCAUCUAAAAAUUUAAAUAUGGCACUGGAGAUACGCUAACUCUCACAGUCAAGUAUUAUAAAGUGGUUGGAGCAGGGGUCAAGUACACAGCCUUGUGGUGCACCUGUUCAAUCAAAACAUUUUUCUGUUCUUUAAUUUUCAAAAUCUUUUGUACAAUAAAUUUACAUAUUUCUUUUACUGUGUUUAAAAUUGUUAAUAAAUGAUUUAAUGCUA